Molecule: messenger RNA, 1522 nt
Organism: Hippocampus comes (tiger tail seahorse)
Lineage: Eukaryota; Metazoa; Chordata; Actinopteri; Syngnathiformes; Syngnathidae
Gene: rfk
Product: riboflavin kinase
Exons: 4
Coding region: 513-1007 (164 amino acids)
Biological process (GO): riboflavin biosynthetic process; FMN biosynthetic process
Cellular component (GO): mitochondrion
Molecular function (GO): riboflavin kinase activity
Source: RefSeq, a predicted model, not a curated record
CACAACACGUAGGACGUGAAAAAACAGACCAACGUCCGACGUGAACAUGUUCCGGUGUUCUCCGCUAAAAGCUCAGUGGAGUAGUCAGGCUCAUCGUCGGAUUGGACCUCGUCGAGCAACCAACUGAACACCACCAGCAGAACAGUCUUGACUCCGGGAACUCACCGGAACCAAACCCCACUGUUUAAAUAAUUCUAUAUUUGUUUUUAUUCACUAUUUAUUUUUAUUGGCUUACGCGCCAAUGCUAACUACCCUAGCUCGCGUAGCAGGUGAACUUAUGCCAUUCGACUGUGACCAAAUACUUGUCGCUGUCCUUCCUCUUCAUUUCUAGACAGCGAUAGAUAACGAAGGACAUUCGGACUUUUUCAGUGGCUGUCAACGCGAUCCCUCAUCUCGGCUGUUCUUAUUUAUUUAUUUUUUACCGUGUCGGGACGUCUUCUGGACUUGUUCCUGGCUUGAGGCGUUCGAGGUCACCCGCGCACUUGGGCUCUUUAUCAAAUCCCCCAGAGGGAAUGAAGAGCUUGCCGUACUUCUGCCGGGGAGAGGUCGUUCGGGGCUUCGGAAGAGGCAGCAAAGAACUGGGAAUACCGACCGCCAACUUCCCUGACUGUGUGGUGGAGCACCUGCCUGGUGACAUCGGCACGGGCAUCUACUACGGUUGGGCCUGCGUGGGAAACGGCGACGUGCACAAGAUGGUGAUGAGUAUUGGCUGGAACCCAUAUUACAAGAACACAAAGAAGUCCAUGGAGACUCAUGUGAUCCACAAGUUCAAAGAGGACUUCUACGGCGAGACCCUCAGCGUCGUCAUGGUGGGAUACAUCCGCCCGGAGAGAAGCUAUGACUCGCUCGAGGCGCUGAUCGCCGCCAUCAACGGCGACAUCUCGGAGGCCAAGGUGCAGCUGGAGAGGCCCGAGCACGUCAAGCUGCGGGAGGACAACUUCUUCAUCAGCCAUUCCACCUCCACUUCAGCCGCCUCCUCCUCAAAGACUUUCAUCAACGGCCACUGACGCCAAGCGGCGCGCAUGGCCGGCCGGCCUGUUGCCGUGGCGACACCUGGGUGAAACCUCAUCGUUACUUUGAAUUGUUUUGUAGCGGCUGUCUUGUUUUCUGUCUUUGUGUACGCACACAUACACACACGUGUACAUUUGCGCAUGCAAAAACACAUUCAGUAAGCCAGUGUAGGAGCGUGUGUGUCAAGUGACGCUAUGCAGAAUGACCUUGGACAAAGAAAAGAUUGAAUCACUACAGGCUAACUCUGUUGUUUUGUUUCCUUCAUUUGGUUUUUCAAAUAAUCAGGAAUCUACUUGAAUGGUGGUCUUGGUAACCGUUUGACUCUUUAUUCCUUUCCUCGGUGCACAGUUGUCACACACUGACAUUACAACAAUGCGUUUGGAAAAGAUCUUUAAUAUCUUCAUAAUAUUUCAAUCCAAAUGAUCCAACUUGAUUCUUGUUAAGCAUCAACUUUAUCUUUGUAAUAUUCCACAUUUCUUGUAAAAAAAAAAAACAAAAAAAAAAAAACAAU